Molecule: messenger RNA, 1956 nt
Organism: Mesocestoides corti
Lineage: Eukaryota; Metazoa; Platyhelminthes; Cestoda; Cyclophyllidea; Mesocestoididae
Source: the annotation of a GenBank genome assembly
AUGAAGUUUCCUAGCAUUAAGCAAGUAGAUCUGUUACGUCUGCGGAGGUAUAUCGAAGCUGAUGACUUAGUGUCAAUUGAAAAGUGCAUCGCUGAUAAUCCUAUGUGGCUUCUUACUAGUUAUGAUACUCCUACGAUCCUACAGCUUGUAUUUCGGUUUAACGCCGUCCAUGUCGCUGCAAAAUCGGGUCACGCAGAAGUGAUAAAACUGAUAAUUUCUUACCUGGAGUCACCUGAAUUUUGGGCCCGCAUUUACCCCACUGCAGACGUUCAUACCGCUAAUGAACGUCGACGGCAUGUUUUGGAUCUAUACCUUAACAGCCCUGAAACUGGCAGUCUCUCUUCUCCCUUGCACCUGGCCAGUAAGUUUGGCCACGUGGAGUGCGUCCGCGUGCUCGCAAGUCACCCGGCAACCAUGCUGGACCUGCGUGACUCCUCAGGGUCCACGGCUCUUGAGUCGGCGUGCAUUCGUCUCGCCUCCACGUCCAGCCCCACAGAGAAGUCCCAGCGACGUCAGGCUAUCUGCCGAGCCCUCGAUGAAAGGUACGUCGCUUUGGUGGACCGUUUGCUGCGCCCCGGCGACAUCGAGACCCAGCCGACUAUCCUGUCUCGACCCCUUAUGGGACGCCAGCUGCAUCAGCUGCUCGCCUCUACCAGUCAACUCACGUGUCCAGGAAUCGCGGAGUUUAGUCCUCACCUGACUCACCAGAUGAAGACCCAGCCGGCCCCCCUCCGCGUGCCCCCACUCAAUUCGCCCGGCGUGCUGCCGUUUUCUCCCAGACAGGACCCUCUCGCCAAAGUGCGCUGUUCGUCGACUCUUCGUGGGACGUCUCCAUCUGCCGACGGCAGCCACACUGAAGGUCAGCUGGACCUUCAGUGCUACGGAGCGAUGGGCAGGCUGGCCAGUGUUCGAGCCAUACUCGGUCCUUUGUGCACGGAAGAGGCUCAACGAGCAAUAGAACGUUGGCGCAAACCGCCGCAUCCGUUUUGGGCAAAACUUCGUCUAAUGGAUUCUGAGAAGGGCUAUGAAAGAUAUGGGCGGCGGCUAGCAGUUGAAUUCGCCACUAAGUGGACCGAGAACUGGGGAUUCCUGGAUGAUUUUGCGGACUUGCGGUCGCAAUAUGGUCUCCGCAUACUCAAUGACUAUCUCUCCCAGUUCUACAACACUGAUGCUGUGGAGAGAGCGCCGUUUUCCCCUUGCAGCCCUGGCUCGCUUCCUCGUCGUAAACUCACCUUUGAAACGGAAGUCCAAGUGCAGCAAAAUAGCCCCAAAACAACCCCCAUUAAACGCAUUAGGCACGGAGAAGGUAAGGAGGCAGUGACAGCAACCAGGGGCUAUGAAGUAUGGACAGAAUACAGAGAAGAUAAUAAUCCAGUGCGUGUACUCGGGGAUAGUUUGGAAGAGACUUCUUCGUCCUCUUCUGGGAAUUCAUCAAUGGUUGACAGUGAAAGAGCGCCCCCGACCCCAAAGCAGAUGUCCCCAGUGAUCGGAAUACUGAACAGCCUUAUCGUCUCUUCCCCCUUCCGCAUUAUCUUGCCUGACACUUGUGGCACCAGCAACCCCAUACUUUCAAGGCCAGAAAGACGCGUUUCGAUGUUCUCGAGGAAUGAUGCUGUGUGUACACCUGAGCAGCAACAACCAAGAAAAUCGCCUGGUCGUUCCCCUGCCGAAGCAACCAAGCUAACAUCAACAGCAAAACACAAGUCAAAAUCCAUCACACGUAGGCGAGUCGUGGACGGAAUGUGGCCGAGCCUAAUAGGACACUUUAACCCGGAUGAAUUCAGCACGUCGCAUCUUCAGGCCUCAAUAACACCCGCUGAAUUAGGCGCCCACAACGCCCUCGGCAGUGAUCUCGGUUAUAAACAAGAUGAAACAGCAAGUCGUGUGGACCUUGAACAGUUCCCCUUCGUGAAGCGGUGGAAGAUGGAACUUGAUCUUUCUAUGCAUGCUGUCUAG